This is a messenger RNA of Myxocyprinus asiaticus (Chinese sucker), 3182 nucleotides long. RefSeq names its product ERO1-like protein alpha. Gene Ontology annotation, biological process: protein folding in endoplasmic reticulum. Gene Ontology annotation, cellular component: endoplasmic reticulum membrane; endoplasmic reticulum. Gene Ontology annotation, molecular function: FAD binding; protein-disulfide reductase activity; thiol oxidase activity. The coding region runs from base 759 to 1700 and encodes 313 amino acids. The transcript has 13 exons. The record is from RefSeq and is a predicted model, not a curated record. NCBI's taxonomy places the organism in Eukaryota, Metazoa, Chordata, Actinopteri, Cypriniformes, Catostomidae.
GCUAAUAUUACAGGGCACCAAAAAGGUAACUGGAGAGUUGGAAUAAAAGCAUAUGCACAUUUCACUUUCCAAAUGCUGUUGGAUUACAAAAUAUACUGUACAUACGAACAGAUAAAGACUACAAUGCUGUUGUCAGACAGCAAAUCCGGUUAAUUUAGAAAUUAUUCUUUGGCGACAUCUUGUGGUGAACUCGAUGUAUUGCUGUUUUCACGCAACGGAGAGAAAUCAAAGUGCAGUCUGAUGAUGAAAUUAGAAUGGUUGUUUUAAGAGUUUUAUUUAUUUAUUUAUUUAUUUUACAGUUAACUCAAAAUGCAGUGUGGCUUCAAUGCUCUAAACGAGUCUAUUCGCAUUUCAACCCACAUCCUGAUACAACGCUUAUUUCGGAGCAGUUAAAUGGUGUAUUUCCGUCUGUGGAGGCGCCGAAUGUGAAAUAAUGUGAUACUCGCCAAUACAUAAUGCCCAAAAUGUGUUACAUUUUAAAUAAGUAUUACAGCAAUAUCUAUAAGGAUCGAAGUCAUUUGUAGCGCGCGGUCAUAUCACAGAAAGAGCCGAGUCACGUAGUUCACGCACUGCUUUACUGAUUCAGGAGUGAUCUGAGAGUGAACAUGUGAGUCAUAUAGCGACGUGUUAUUCACUGCAACUGCACAUUACACAUGUAACAGCAGACCACCUAAUCACAACGAGCGAGCAGCUAAAGACAAGAGAAGAUAUUCACUUAAACACAGGAACCGUAUGAUGCUCAACGUGUUUCAUUGACAAUGAAAUCUUUUAUUCUGUUGUUCACCAGCAUCCACAUGAUCACAGCAGGAUCAGCGGCGCACAGGUGUUUCUGUCAGGUCACUGGGACCCUGGAUGAUUGUGCUUGUGAUGUUGAGACCAUUGACAAGCUCAACAACAGAGACAUCUUUCCCAAACUGCAGAAACUACUGUCAUCUGAUUAUUUCAGGUUUUACAAGGUCAAUCUAAACAACCCUUGUCCAUUCUGGACCGACCACAGCCAGUGUGGACUCAAAUACUGUGCUGUGAAACCAUGCACACCUAGCGAAGUACCCGAGGGCCUUAAAUCCAGCAGUUAUAAGUAUUCAGCAGAAGCCAGUCAGGAGAUAGAGGAGUGCGAGAAGGCAGAGAAACUUGGAGCUAUCAACGGGUCCCUCAGUGAAGAGACACGCCAGGCUCUACAGGAGUGGAAAAAACACGAUGAUGAGUCUGACCGUUUCUGCAUGCUGGAUGGGCAGGGAUUCUACCACUGGCUGGAAGGCUUGUGUGUGGAGAAAAGAGCUUUUUUCAGGCUGAUUUCAGGACUGCAUGCCAGUAUAAACAUACAUCUGAGUGCCAGGUACCUACUAGAUGUCUUGAGCGUCCUCUCAUCAUUUUUUGCUGGAAACAACAAGGAGGCCAUGAAACUAAAAGAAGACUUCAAGAUCACCUUCAAAAAUAUUUCCCGUAGCAUGGACUGUGUUGAAUGCUUUAAAUGUAGACUUUGGGGUAAAUUGCAGACACAGGGCCUGGGAACAGCACUUAAAAUCCUGUUUUCUGAAAGACAAAUAGAAACUAUGCCCAAUACAAGCAAGACCAAUCCAUCUUUUCAGCUCAGUCAGCAAGAGAUUGUCUCUCUGUUUAAUGCUUUUGGAAGAAUAUCCACAAGUGUCAGAGAGUUGAAGAACUUUCGCUCACUGUUGUCAGAAUCAGACAGUGACUGAAAAUACUCCCCUUUUGUGGCAACAAUUUGUCGAGUAGUAUAAUCGCAUUACAUAGUUGCUGCCUCCUGGGUUGAAAAAUCGCUGAAUGUUAUUUUACACCAAUUGUUGUUAAAGACACCCUGUUUAACAGCAUUGGAUGCUAGCACUUUAAAGGACCUCACUUUAGCUCUAAGGCAAUUAUGGGUAGUAGAGUAUAUUUGAAUUAUGACAUAUAUACAUUUAUUUUUGUAAGGUGACCAAAUAUGCGACGGAAUUUAGUAUAACUAUGACUGCUUCUCAGGAACUCAGAGCUUCAGUGGAAAUACAUAAACACAUAAAUGUAUUUGAAAUGUGUCAUUAAUUUUGUAACGUUUGAAUAGGUGCCUUUGCAUCUACAUUUUUGACAAUUGCAGAGUCAGCUGGAGUUGUGAGCACUGACUGAAUUAUGCUGAAAUGUCUAUUUCAAGAGGAGAUCAGUUGUUUAUUUUUAAUAUUGUUCAGUCAUUUUUCCAUAAACAUUCCAGAUGUGGUUGUGUUACGCUUGUAUUUUGCAUUCAUUUUAUGAUGGCACUCUCUUUUUAAGUGUUUUAGGGAAGUUUAGCCAUGGCUUCAUUUAUACAUUUUUCAUUUGGUGCUUUAAUCCAAAGUGACUAACAAUGCAUUCAAGGCAUUAAUUUUAUCAAUGUACAGUAUGUAUUCCCCGAGAAUCGAACCCAUGACUUUGGCAUUGCAUGCUCAAUCAUUUGAGCCACAGUACAUCUCAUUGGAAGUUUGACAUAAAACUUCAGUUCAGCAAUUAUCUAAAUAAAUGUCUAAUGCAGAGUGCUGAAUCAAACUUUGAACGGAGAGCUGGCAAUUUGAUAAUUCUUUGACUGGGACAUGGAUCUCAGAGGUCAGAGGCAUCUCUGUUCUAGAUUACGAUGUUGCCAGUGAUUUAACCACUACAAAUUUAAUUGUGGCUAUGAGUUCAGCCAAGAAACGAAAACACAGUUAGACUUGCUAGGCAAUUUUUGAGAAAAACGAGCACUGGUAUUUGGAAGCAAAAAUACUGGACAAGAUACAGGAACAUUUUAGGCCUGGAGUUAAUCAUAGUGUUGAAAGAAAAGAUGUUGAAAUUUCAGAAUUUACACAUUUGUUUUUAUUUAAUGCUUUGUGAUAUUGCAUUUCUGUACAAGUUUGGUUAUAACUUCGCUGUUUUGCUGGAAAGAAACUAUGGUUAGUGCAUUUUUAACCACUUGCUAUUUUGGACUUUAUGUGCUGCUGCAAUAUACACAACCCUAAUUAGUUUCAUUUCCCUUAAUUAGUUUUUCAUUUUGAAAUAAUCAUACCCAACUCCCCUGAUUCGGAUUAAAAAAGAAAAGAAAAAAAGUACUUUUUGUUUUUUAAAACAGUGCAAUAAAUCUUUAUUUUGUUUAUGGUAGUGCUUUCUUUAAUCGACUAGGAUCAUGGGUAAACAAGUUACAUUCAUUGGCCUUAAAAAAAAAAAAAAAAAAAAAAAAAGAA